This is a messenger RNA of Dromiciops gliroides (monito del monte), 5540 nucleotides long. It is a transcript of the gene TMEM168, whose product is annotated as transmembrane protein 168. The record is from RefSeq and is a predicted model, not a curated record. The transcript is spliced from 5 exons. Lineage: Eukaryota; Metazoa; Chordata; Mammalia; Microbiotheria; Microbiotheriidae. Bases 351 to 2453 code for a protein of 700 amino acids.
CCGCCCGCUGAGCCGGCGGCGGGAACAUGGCCGCGGCUACCGCCGCUCCGCUGGUAAUGGGGAAAGUUUUCCAACAGUCCGGCCUGUGUUAGUUUCUCUCCCGCUGCAGGCCCGGCUCCCGCCCUCCACGGCGCAAGCCCCACCCGGGGCCCACCUCCUUACGCCCCCCGAACGCCAAGACGUCCAGGCCCUGGCGAGUGAGGAGGACAGCCCAGGCAGAGCCAGGUCUUCAAAAAUAAGAUUUCAUCUCAGGAACGGGCGAAGUAGGAGCUUACAGAUGUCCUGGAUUUCCUGGAUGCAGUGCAAACAAUUUUUAUAGUGUGGAGAAAGAGCCUUAAUUGUCAGUUUACAUGUGUCGAUCGCUGCGUUACUGUAUUAGUCAUUGUCUCUAUGCAGCAGUGACAAGACUGGAAGAAGUAAAUAGAGAAGUGAACAUGCAUUCUUCAGUUCGAUAUCUGGGCUACUUAGCCAGAAUCAACUUAUUGGUAGCAAUAUGCCUAGGUCUUUAUGUAAGAUGGGAAAAGACAGCAGAUUCCCUAAUUCUGGUCAUUUUUAUACUUGGCCUUUUUGUUCUUGGGAUCGCCAGCAUUCUCUAUUAUUAUUUUUCAAUGGAAGCAGCAAGUUUAAGCCUCUCCAACCUUUGGUUUGGAUUCUUGCUUGGUCUCCUAUGUUUCCUAGAUAAUACAGCUUUUAAAAAAGAUGUGAAAGAAGAAGUGACUAAGUAUUUGCUCCUGACUUCCAUAGUAUUGAGGAUAUUAUGUGCUUUGGUGGAGAGAAUUUGUGGCUGUAUCCGUCACCGACCAACUUUACUGACCACAGUUGAAUUCCUGGAGCUGGUUGGAUUUGCUAUCGCUAGUACCACUAUGCUGGUGGAAAAGUCUAUGAGUGUCAUCUUGCUUGUUGUAGGUUUGGCGAUGCUGAUUAUUGACCUAAGAAUGAAGUCAUUCCUAGCAAUUCCAAAUUUGGUGGUUUUUAGCAUCUUACUGUUUUUUUCUUCAUUGGAAACACCUCAGAAUCCAGUUGCCUUUGCAUGUUUUUUUAUCUGUCUAGUUACUGAUCCUUUCCUUGACAUUUAUUUUAGUGGACUUUCAGUUACUGAGAGAUGGAAACCCUACUUGUAUCGUGGAAGAAUUUGUCGAAGAUUUUCCGUCAUUUCCAUUGGCUUGAUUGAACUUACUUUUUUUAUUCUUUCAGCAUUUAAACUUGGGAACCCUUAUCUCUGGUAUUUUGUAAUACCAGGGUUUUCCAUUUUUGGAAUUUUCUGGAUGAUUUGCCAUAUUAUUUUUCUUAUAACUCUUUGGGGGUUCCAUACCAAAUUAAAUGACUGUCAUAAAGUCUGUUACGCUCACAGGGCAGAUAAUAAUAGCCUUGAUAGAGUAAUGACAUCUAAAGGAAUGCGACAUUUUUGCUUAAUUUCAGAGCAACUAGUGUUUUUUAGUCUUGUUGCAACAGCAAUUUUGGGUGCAGUAUCCUGGCAGCCAACAAAUGGACUCUUCUUGAGCAUGUUUCUUAUCGUUUUACCAUUGGAGUCCAUGGCUCAUGGGCUCUUCCACGAACUGGGUAAUUGUUUAGGAGGAACAUGUGUUGGAUAUGCUGUUGUGAUUCCCACCAACUUCUGCAGUCCUGAUGGUCAGCCAACACUUCUUCCACCAGAGCAUGUUCAGGAGCUGAACUUGAGGUCUACUGGCAUGCUCAAUGCCAUUCAGCGAUUUUUUGCUUAUCAUAUGAUUGAAACAUAUGGCUGUGACUAUUCCACAAGUGGAUUUUCUUUGGAUACUUUACAUUCCAAGCUCAAAGCUUUCCUUGAACUUCGGACUACAGAUGGACCCAGACAUGACACUUAUGUUUUGUAUUACAGUGGUCACACUCAUGGUACAGGAGAAUGGGCUUUAGCAGGUGGAGACACAUUAAGGCUUGACACGCUUUUGGGAUGGUGGAGAGAAAAGAAUGGUUCUUUCUGUUCCCGACUUAUUAUUGUACUAGAUAGUGAGAACUCAAUACCAUGGAUUAAAGAAGUGAAAAAAAUUAAUGAUCAAUAUAUUGCAGUGCAGGGAGCAGAGAUGAGCAAGGUGGUAGACCUUGAAGAAGGUGACCCUGCACAGCUUGGUGACUUUACAAGAGACUGGGUGGAAUACAACUGUAAUGCUAAUAGCAACAUCAGCUGGACUGAAAAGGGGCGUGCCGUGAAAGCUGCGUAUGGCGUGUCAAAAAGGUGGAGUGACUAUACUCUACAUUUGCCAACAGGAAGUGAUGUUGCCAAGCACUGGAUGUUAUAUUUUCCUCGUGUUACGUAUCCUCUGGUGCAUUUGGCAAACUGGCUGUGUGACAGUGACAGCCUAAACCUUUUCUGGAUCUGCAAAGCUUGUUUUAGGUGCUUGAAAAGGUUAAAAAUGAGGUGGUUUCUGCCUGCUGUGCUGGACACAGGACAAGGCUUCAAACUUGUCAAAUCGUAAUUAGGAACCAAAGAUGGAACAUGACAGAGUCUUUUACUAUUAAAUAUGACUAACUUGCCACUUUUUAUAUGUUAUUUUUUUGUGUGGGGGUAAUAUCUUGCUACUUUAUAGUUGCACUGUUUUCUUAAGCAAUUGCAGUAUAUGCAAGGUGUUGGGAACUGUAUUAUUUUAAACUAAAAAGUGUGUGUUUGAAGAAUAACAUUUGUAACCAAAAUUCUCUGUAAAUGUCUAAGAUCUACUAAAUAUGACCAUGCAAUUUGAAGAAAGGUUGCAUGUUCAUAUAUAUUGGAAAAAAACAAAACAAGACUGCUCUGAAAUAAUCAGUGAAGAAUAAAAAUGCCUUAUUUUCUAGGAAGAAACUAGAGCAUGUAAAACAGACUUGUUUGGUUACUAUUUUGAAAAAAAAAAAACUGGCUAUAAAAAAAAAAUCUCUUGCUCUGAAUAGUAUUAUAGACUGAGUUGAGACCAUUGGAAGGCCCUCAAGCCCAUUGUAAAUAGAAAGGAUCCUUCCUAUAAUGAAUUUUAAGGUACAAAUAUGCAAAGCAUGCAGGCCAGUGCCUUCAGUUGCCUUUGCUGUGACCAUUACAGGAUUAGCAAAACAGCAUAGAAUCCAAAACUAGUCAGAUUAGCUGUAAUCCAUGUAGGUACAACAAUAGGCUAAAGGCUAAAUAGAAAUUACUUUUGCAUGCAUUGUUGGUAGCAUCUGAAUAAAAAGACUGGGCAAUUUUAUAGUCCUAUCUCAGGGUCAUUUAACAUUUUCUUAAUGAUGGAAAGUGUUAAAUGCAUACACCUUCCAAACAAAAACUCAGUGUCUUCUUUCAGGGAGUUGUCUAAUUUAAGUCAGAAUAUAUUAAGCAAAAAAGGAUAUUCUGGCUCAUAAGUGCUCAUGUUCUUCUAUUAAAUUUGUUAUUUUUCACCUGGUAAAAAAAUUUAAAUUGUCUAGUUUAAACUGGUUUUCUAUUGUUAUACACGAUGCAUUAUGUAAAAGUAUUUAAUAUUAAGUUGUUUGAAAUGUAAUAAUAUAAGAAAUUUUUAACCACAACAAUGUUUUCUACAUUUAAAUAAGUCUGUGAUCAGUGUAUUCCUAAGGGAUGGUUCACUCUCCACUCUUACUCAAAAACUUUCAAAUUUUAGAUUUCUAUCUGCAAAAUGAAUAGGAUUGAAUUUGGGGGGUUAUUAGCACUUCUUUAAGUUACUGUAGCUCCUCAGAAUUAAGCCAGUUUUUUUUUUUCAAUUUGAUAGAGAAUUGAACCUUUACUUUAUGUCUACCUCUUUCUACCUGCUGAAGAUUGAGAAUCUAGUUACUAAUAAAUUGCUAAAGGGUCAUGGAUAAGUGCAUCCCACUGUCCACAAUGUUUUGCUCCAGUCUACCAAAUUCUGGUUUAUAUAACAUACAUAAUAGUGAAUCUGUCCAGCAUUUUAAGUAAUGUAUGUUAACAUAUGACCCAUAAAUUAACUUAUUUUGCUAAGAACUUAGUGAAUUAAAUAGUGUAAUCUGAAAGGUAAGAAUUUAAACUUUAUAGGCAUUAAAAGCCUGUAGCUCCAAAAAGAGUUAAAUUAAUGAAUUUUUUCAAAUUUCCUAGAAGAGGCUGCAUUAGCACAUUGCUUUCUUUGUUUUAAUUUAGAGAGGGACAUAGUUAAUUAUAGUCUUUUUUCUCAAUCUAUGUAAUAAUAUUAUUGGUUCUAAAAGAGAAAUUUGAAAAAAGAAAAUGUUUAGGACUACAAAGCUUUAUAAUUAUUUUUGAUGCAUGUUCUCUUUUAACCAUUUCUGAUAGGACAGUAAUUUUUUUUUUUGAAGGAAAAAUGGGGCCAGGAAGGAACUCUGGGGAAAAUGUGGCUUAAGCUGUGUGUAAAUGCUAAAAAAUUAAUAAAGGUUGCAUUUUGAGACCUAUACCUACCAAAGUAAAAAUGAAAACGACCAUGUUAAGGCCAACUUAGCUUUGAAUUUGUGAAGGCUUCUCUUGAGGUUGCUAUCCUAGCUGCCAAUGAAUUGUGCACAUGAUUUAUUAAACGACAGUAGCCAGAUUGGGAGUUCUAGGAAAAAUGAAAUAGUUUAUCUCCUAUUUGGCAUUUUACACGGUAUAACUGUAAUGAAACUGAUUUUCACAUUUAUGUGUAGGGAGUAUGGUGGAAUGCCUUUAUUAGCCACAGUCUCAUUACUUUGGUCAUACCACAUGUUUAGAGAGGAAUUAUUUGUAGUAAGAGGCAUGAUUUUUCACAUUUACCAAAAAGAAACAGAUAAUUUGGAUGUAUUUAUUCAAUGGAAAAUGAAUUUGGUUUCAUUUGUUUCCUCAAAGUUUGUGCCUUUCCCGAACCAUAAAAGUAUUUCUGCGGCCAAUUUUUAAAAGUAUGCAGUAUGAAGAUAUAAUAAAUAAGAGUGUGGGUUCUUUCCCCUAUGUGCAGAGUCAUGACUUAUGUUUUAAUCAUUUAUGUGCAAUCAUUCUUUCAAAAAAAGUUGUUUCCCCCAGAUCAAAAACCUUCCUCCUUGAAUUGCUUAGAUCAUUGUUUAAUAGCUUUAUAAGUUAUUCUUAUUAUGUACAUGAUACUAUGAUAAACUUCUAUUUCUAAAGCCCAUUUUUAUGACCAGCAUUUUCUUAAGAUUAUAUUAGUAGCAAAAAUGAAUUUUUUUUUUGUUGUUAAUGGGUGGAUUUGUGUUUGGAGUAAAAUAUCCUUAUUGGAAUCUAUUUAUUAAAUGGAUUUUUGUUUUGUUUGUAAUGCUUUUGCUCUAAAAUACAUUUGCUGUUUUGGAUACUUCCUUAUAUAUAUUCUUUCAUAUUGAGAGUUUGAUGUUUAAAAGUGAUGUUUUAAUAUUACAUUUCUUCAAACUAGCAUUAACUAUAUAAGAAGACUACUAGCAUCCAGUCUUGUUUGUUGAAUGACUGUAAUAAGUAGAAGUGAAUGAUGAAACCAAUGUAAGUAUGGAAAGUCACUAUUGUAUUUAUUCAGCUCUUUUAUACAUUGUUGAAAUUUCGACCAUGGGAAGCUUAUUGUAUUGAAAAUGACUGUCAAAAAAUAAGCUACAGUUUCAUAUGUAGGAAAUAAAAAUCCACUCUUAUUUAUCUUUUUGACUAAGUCUACACAACUGAC